Molecule: messenger RNA, 798 nt
Organism: Vollenhovia emeryi
Lineage: Eukaryota; Metazoa; Arthropoda; Insecta; Hymenoptera; Formicidae
Exons: 1
Coding region: 1-798 (265 amino acids)
Biological process (GO): DNA integration
Molecular function (GO): nucleic acid binding
Source: RefSeq, a predicted model, not a curated record
AUGUCCACAGCGAAUACGAUAUUAGUGUUAGAUGAAAUCUUUGCGACUUUUGGAUAUCCGAAAUACUUAGUAUCGGAUAAUGGAAGAACGUUUAUUGCUAAGGAGUUCAAAAACUUUUUAGAAAAGCGAGGUGUUAAAUUAAAAUUAACAGCACCUUACCACCCAGCGACAAAUGGACAAGCCGAAAGGUUUGUUCAAACGCUUAAAAAUUCACUAAAGCGCAUGUGUAGUACAGGAGUCAACGUAGAAACAAAACUACAAGAAAUGUUAAUACGGUACCGUACAAUGCCACAUUCAGUAACCGGGAAAUCGCCGGCAGAAUUGUUUCUAGGGAGGCAAAUUCGAAAUCGACUACAACUCAUUUUCCCAGAAAAACAUAAAGAGAAAGUUCCGUUCUCUGAUAGUUUUUUUAAAGAGGGGGAAAGAGUGAGCUGCAGAAAUUACAUAGGUAUGAAGAAAUGGAAAUUUGGUAGGAUUAGUAGUAGAUUAGGCGAGUGCAAUUUCGAAAUAAAGUUGGAUAACGGUCAAAUUUGGCGUAGACAUGUAGAUCAAAUGCGUAAGAUCGGUCAAAAUACCCCGGUAGUUGAAAGCAAAAUUAAAGAGCAUGUGUUGAGCCAGGGACCUGCUGAAGAAUUAAUUGAAGUUCCGACAUCAAGAAAUGAAGGUGACGAACAAGCAGAAAGAGGCUCGCAAACAUCGCAGAUACCAGGACGAGAUAGAGAAGAUCCUCCGCAAACUAUUAUACCAUUGCGCAGGUCGACUCGCAUCCGGAAACCUCCUGAUCGUUUUCAGUUGUAA